Trifolium pratense (red clover) is the source of this 1306-nucleotide messenger RNA. RefSeq names its product RING-H2 finger protein ATL74-like. The record is from RefSeq and is a predicted model, not a curated record. The transcript is spliced from 3 exons. NCBI's taxonomy places the organism in Eukaryota, Viridiplantae, Streptophyta, Magnoliopsida, Fabales, Fabaceae. Bases 394 to 960 code for a protein of 188 amino acids.
GUCAUUAUCAAUCUUACCAACAACAAAAAAUAGUCAUAUCAUAGCUAGAUUUUGUAGAUCUCAAAAACCUUUAUCAUACACUCACACUCAAAUCUAGGAGAAGCAAUCUUUCUUUCUUCAACCCACCAACCAUGUCUUCUAGGGUUUCAAAUUCAAUCCUCUUUCUCACUCUCAUCACAAAAUCACACCACUCUCAAUUCCCACUCUCAUAAUAAUAAAAUCACCCUUCUUCUUUUUCUCAAAAACCCAAUUCACCUUCUUUCUAUUUAGGUUAAUUCUUCACGAUGAUUUCAUCUGGAAUCAACUUGGUUAUGACUAUAAUUGGUUUUGCUGUUAGCACAAUGUUCAUUGUUUUUGUCUGCACAAGACUCAUUUGUGCUCGAAUUCACUUGAAUGCUUCUAGAAGAUCUUUUCUCAUUGCUUCUAGAUCCAAUCUCAGCUUGGUUGAUGGAAAGGGGUUGUCAAGGUCUUGAACGCAUUGAUGUAGCUAAAUUUCCAGUUAAGAAGUACAGUGACAAGUUUUUUGCUGCUGGAGAAAAUUCUCAAUGCACAGUCUGUCUCUCAGAGUACCAAGGUGAAGAUACACUGCGUAUCCUCCCUCAUUGUGGACACUCCUUCCAUAUGGCCUGCAUAGACUUAUGGCUGCAGCAGAAUGCCACUUGUCCUGUUUGUCGAAUAUCAUUGCGUGAAUUUUCAGAGAGAACGCGAUCAAUGCAACCUGUAUAUAGCUCCUAUUACGGGAUGGAGUCCUUUGACACUCAUCAUUAUCACUGUAUCAUGACCGAUAAUGGAUUAUUGACAAGAACCUCUGAUAACCGUGGGGUUAACCCUAUACAAGAGGAUCACUUUCCAUCUGAGGAUGGUGGAGCAGUUGACAUGGACAGCAUCACCUCCUUAAGUCAGGGUGAUUUCAUUAAAGAUGAAGAGAAGAAGCAUGUCGAGAGCCCAUCAAAUUUAUAGGUCUGAUUGGUUCCUUUCAAAUCACUAAUUGCGUAAAGCUCAUGUCCCAAAAUUGGAAUGAAAUGUAUUAGCAUGUUGAAAGAUGGUUAUUUUCUUUACUUUUAUUUUACUGUAAAUAUAGCAAAGAAUUUUUGCCCCCUCUCACGGGGCCACCCUUUGCUGUCUCCUCCUUUGGUCUGUUCUUGAUCUUCAACAAAGCUAGGAUUUGAAACUCUCUCCCCAUCUCUCUCAUUUUCCUUGCUGUAAUUGUUGUUAAAGACUAGAACUAGAGUUAGUUGCGAUACAGCUGUCUUUGUCCCUGCAGACCAUUGUAUUAAUGCAAUUCAGAUUCACACAUUGCCAUUAA